AUGAUGAAGAGAACCGCGCGUCCGGCCACCAGACGGGCUGAGAUCCAACGCCUCUACCAAUGCUACACCGCAGACCAGCUUACCCUGGCUGCCAGCUCCCUCCUCCGCUUCCUCCACAGGGAGCAGAUGGAGCUCACAGCCAAUCAGGAGACGGUGGAGCGUUUGAUUGACAGAUAUGAGAUUGACAAGACAGCGAGGACCGACCGGGCCAUGACCUUCGAGGGGUUCCACCGCUACAUGGAGUCCAAGGACUGCAGUGUGCUGGACCAGAGCCACACGGUGGUCUACCAGGACAUGGACCAGCCCCUCUGCCACUACUUCAUCUCCACCUCACACAAUACCUACCUCACCGGGGACCAGCUCGUGGGCAAGAGCCACCUGGACGCCUAUGUUAGCGCCUUAAGGAAGGGCUGCCGCUGUCUGGAGAUCGACUGCUGGGACGGUCCCAACACGGAGCCCGUCGUGUACCACGGUUACACCCUCACCACCAAGAUCCUCUUCAGGGACGUCGUGAGCACUGUGGAGCAACAUGCCUUCGAGGUGUCUCCCUACCCUGUGAUCCUCUCGCUGGAGAACCACUGUUGCCAGGAGCAGCAGGUAGUCAUGGCCCAGUACCUCAUCUCCAUUCUGGGGGAGAAACUACUUAAAACCCCCCUGGAUCUCCCCACCUCUGGAGAACUGCCAAGUCCAAAUGACCUGAAGUACAAGGUUCUCAUUAAGAACAAAAAGAUCAGAGCUCCGAACGAGGCAGGGGAGGAGGCAGCGAGCAGGGAUGCAGACGAGAGCGAGGAAGAAGAGGAGGGAGAGGAAGGCGAGGAAGACGAGGGAUCUGCAGAGCCAUCAAAGUUCUGCUCCCGUCUCAGCGUAGCAAACCGUCUGUGCUCUGAUCCUCACGCCUAUGUACCCAAGGUGAAGAAGGUGAUGGUGGCAGAGGCUCUGUCUGACCUGGUCAUCUACACCCAGUCGGUGAAGUUCACUAGCUUCAGCCAUGCCCGGCUCCACCAGACGCCCCACCAGAACACCUCUAUGGGGGAGAAGAAGGCACACAAGCUGGCCAGGGCCUCAGGUCGAGACUUCAUCCUCCACAACCAGAGGUGUCUCAGCAGGAUCUACCCGGCAGGCUCCCGGACCUCCUCCUCCAACUAUAACCCCCAGGAGUUCUGGAGCAUUGGCUCUCAGCUAGUGGCACUCAACUUCCAGUCCCUGGGUCUGCCCAUGGACCUGAACGGGGGUCGUUUCCAGGACAACGGUCGCUGCGGUUACGUCCUGAAGCCUGCGGCACUGCGGCGGUCAGGGCAGGGGAACUCCGCCUCCUCCCUGCAGGGCCCCAGACCCACACAGCUACUGCUGAAGGUCAUCAGUGGCUCCCACCUGCCCGUUCCCAGGAGCGGGAAGACCUUGGACUCUUUCGUCAGAGUGGAGGUCCAUGGUGUGCAUUCUGCGUGCAGAAAGAACACGGACACGGUGAAGAACUCUCUGAGUCCUUGCUGGGACGCCUCCAUGAACUUCAGCGUCAGCGACCCUGGGCUGAGCCUGCUGCGCUUCUCUGUGCGGGACCAAACGGGCCUGCUGUCCAGCGAGCUGGUGGGCCAGUACUGCCUGGCCUUCAGCAGCAUGAAGAGAGGGUACCGCUGGCUGCCUCUGCUGUCCAGGGAGGGGUUCAGCAUGGACCCAGCCUCCCUCUUCGUCUUUGUGUGGUGCUCCUAA
Gadus chalcogrammus (walleye pollock) is the source of this 1707-nucleotide messenger RNA. Its product is annotated as 1-phosphatidylinositol 4,5-bisphosphate phosphodiesterase zeta-1-like. The coding region runs from base 1 to 1707 and encodes 568 amino acids. The transcript has 11 exons. The record is from RefSeq and is a predicted model, not a curated record. Lineage: Eukaryota; Metazoa; Chordata; Actinopteri; Gadiformes; Gadidae. Gene Ontology annotation, biological process: positive regulation of cytosolic calcium ion concentration involved in egg activation; intracellular signal transduction; lipid metabolic process. Gene Ontology annotation, molecular function: phosphatidylinositol-4,5-bisphosphate phospholipase C activity. Gene Ontology annotation, cellular component: nucleus.